AUGAAAAAAUGUGUAAGAUUUCUGCUUCACGUAAAUUCCUUCUUACAAUUGGAUUUUUUUCACAACCUAAAUAAACCUCGACCCAGAGAACAUCGCAUCUUUCCGCUUGCUAUACUACUUGAGGAUCAGUUCGUGCUAUGGGAUUCAUCCUCUAAAUUAGGUUACUUCCUUCUAAAUUAUGAUGAUCCUAAUACAAGAAAGAGAAUGUAUGAGAAACUCAGAUCAGAUAGAAGGAUUAUACCUAAAUAUCAUAAAAUGUCUCUUAUCCUAAAAAGGCACAUUAAGAAAGCUUAUGAAUAUUAUUUUAAUCAGAGGCAUGUCAAGAAUUUAUACGAAAAUUAUGAUACUUUUAAUAUAAAUAAUAAAAUUAUACUAAUGAAAGAUUCAUACGAAUCGUAUCUAGACACUUACAGGGAUAUAAUUUUCUUAGCGGAUAUAUUUAAUAUGAGAAAAUAUUUGACUGCCAUUUCCAGAGCAAAAAGAGUUUCAGAUCGACUAUACUAUUUUUUCCAUAGCAUUCUGUUUAACUCUUUAAAUUUCUAUAAAUAUGGCAUGAUAUAUGGACUCUUGAUCAAUAAAGAAUAUUUUAAAGAAGUUGCAGAUGAACUGUUUUCAAUUUUUAAAUUGAACCACCAUAUAUUUUCCGAUAUCACUUUCUUACAAACUUUCUAUUUACUCAGUAGAAAAAUUGAAAGUAGUUUUAACGUGCAAAGGAGAAAUGAUAAAAUAAAUUUUAUUUAUUUUUUCAUAACACCAGUCCGCUUCUUGGCUAGGUAUGUUUUCCCAGUUAAUAAUUAUAUUAAGGAUACCGUCCAAAGUGCUUUUAGAAGAUAUACAACCGAUAGAUUAAUAAAGUAUGCAGAAAGAUCCCUAUUAGAUAUCAAGAGACAAGAUAUGUUGGAAGAAGCAAUGAAGGCCAGAUUGGAGCUCAAAAAGAUUAAUGAGCAUCCAAUUAUAAAGG
Molecule: messenger RNA, 961 nt
Organism: Plasmodium inui San Antonio 1
Lineage: Eukaryota; Apicomplexa; Aconoidasida; Haemosporida; Plasmodiidae
Exons: 2
Biological process (GO): adhesion of symbiont to microvasculature
Source: RefSeq, a predicted model, not a curated record